Closterium sp. Yama58-4 is the source of this 1005-nucleotide messenger RNA. The record is from the annotation of a GenBank genome assembly. Lineage: Eukaryota; Viridiplantae; Streptophyta; Zygnematophyceae; Desmidiales; Closteriaceae.
AUGGCGUCCAUUCGCAACCCAUCUUUCCUGCUGCUCCUUCUUCUCGCAGUCGCAGCUUACGCGUCCUUGGCUACAGGUCAGACAGAGCCGUUCCUCGUCACCAAGGCGCGCACGACGAGAGCCUUCGCCAUCAACUGCACCAGGGAUUCCGCCACCGCGAAUGCCACCGCGGCGCUGAGGGCGCAAGAUGUUAUCAAUGCCAACGCGACGCUCGCGAACGCGACGGCCGCGUACAACGACGCGUUACCCCUCGUCAAUCGCCUCAAGGUCGUCCUCGCGAACAAGAUCGCCGCGAAGAACGCCACGGCCGCCGCGAUUCCCGCUCUCCAGAACAUCACAGACGAUGCGCAGGCGCAGCUGGAUAAGCUCGUCGCGCAGGGCACGGACGUGACGUCGCUCACGCAAGCCGUGGAGGACGCGAAGCGGCGCGUCAACAUGACGUCGACCCUGGUGGACACCCAGCAGGGCGAGGUCGCCGACGCGAAUGUUGAAGCGAUCGACGCGGCGAAGAAGGCGGCCGACUCGAGCCUCACAGGUGCCGAUCUGGCCGCAGCGCAAGCCAAGCUGACCGAAGCGAUGGCGAUUAAGACCCAAGCCGAGGCCAUUCUUAAGGACAUGGUCGACCAGGCGAAUCGCGCGGCGGAUUUCUUGGUUAAGAGGCAGAACGACCUGGACAACCCCGAUGCGGUCCAGGCGGAGCUUCUGAAACAGCAGCAGGCCGUGGCGGCCGCUAAGGCGAAUCUCGACGCUGGCAUUGCGGCGGAUCAGGCGGCGGCGGCGGCGGUGACGCAGGCGCAGUUCGACGUGAACUACGCGAACGCGUCCAUCCCGGCGAAAUCCGCGAAUGUGUCGAAUGCGAAGAUUCUGCUGAGCAAGGCGCAAACCGCGAAGACGAGCGCGGAUAACAACUCGACUCUCAUGGCAUCGCGUGCCUACAAUGCCACUAUCGCCGCGCAGCAGGCGGAAGCUGCGGCCAAGGCCGCAGGGUACACGUGGGUGUGGUAA